UCAUCUACAUUAUUCAAGUGAGUUAAUUCGUUUAAUAAUCAAGAGUUGCAAUCAAAUUUCUUUGAGUUUUUAUAUAAAAAGAUGGCAACUUGUGGUGGUAUGCAGUCCAUGAUAUUGGGAAGUCCAAUAGUGUCAAAGAGGAAUGGAGUGAAUCAGUUCGUUCCUUGUUGUUAUAUUCCACGCCCUCAGAGGAAUUCUACUCUUAGUGUUAAGUGUAUGUCCAAGGAUGGUGAGAAGGGUCAAACUUCAAACUCGUUGAAUGAUACUGCUGCAACGCCUACGCCUACACCAACACCUCGUCCUGUGGCUAAGACCAGCACCAAAUUCGGAGACCUAUUCGCCUUCUCUGGUCCAGCACCAGAGCGUAUUAACGGCAGGCUAGCAAUGAUCGGGUUCGUUGCCGCCCUUGGCGCUGAAUUCGCCAACGGCGGCGACAUCUUCGCUCAGCUAUCGAGCGGAGGUUUUUCGUGGUUCUUAGGGACAAGUGCUUUACUAACAUUAGCAUCUCUAAUUCCUCUAUUUCAAGGCAUUAGAGCUGAGAAAAAAUAUACAAGUGGGAUUAUGAGUGCUGAUGCUGAGAUUUGGAAUGGAAGAUUCGCUAUGUUGGGAUUAGUUGCUUUGGCUUUUACUGAGUAUGUUAAAGGAGGUGCAUUUAUUCAAGUGUAAAUGAUUUAAUUAUAAAAGAAAAUUAUCGCGCCUCCUGGCUUUGUUUUCAUAUAAUUUAUUCGAUUAGAUGGAAAGUUAUACGACUUUUUGACUUUGUAAGAAUAUGAAAUGAGUGCGAAAAUAUGUAACCUACUUUGCUAUUUUUAUGUAUUUCCUUAAUUAUGCUGUUUAAGUUUUGAUAAAUUGGAAAAUAUUUUCUCCUAUUUAAGG
Messenger RNA from Nicotiana attenuata, 876 nucleotides. RefSeq names its product early light-induced protein, chloroplastic-like. The coding region runs from base 82 to 666 and encodes 194 amino acids. The record is from RefSeq and is a predicted model, not a curated record. The transcript is spliced from 3 exons. NCBI's taxonomy places the organism in Eukaryota, Viridiplantae, Streptophyta, Magnoliopsida, Solanales, Solanaceae.